Messenger RNA from Hyla sarda, 2289 nucleotides. It is a transcript of the gene EVX1, whose product is annotated as even-skipped homeobox 1. The transcript has 3 exons. Bases 39 to 1190 code for a protein of 383 amino acids. Gene Ontology annotation, biological process: regulation of transcription by RNA polymerase II. The record is from RefSeq and is a predicted model, not a curated record. Gene Ontology annotation, cellular component: nucleus. Gene Ontology annotation, molecular function: RNA polymerase II cis-regulatory region sequence-specific DNA binding; DNA-binding transcription factor activity, RNA polymerase II-specific. NCBI's taxonomy places the organism in Eukaryota, Metazoa, Chordata, Amphibia, Anura, Hylidae.
CUGGCUCACACUCACACACACACUCACACUCACACACCAUGGAAGCCAGAAAGGACAUGGUCAUGUUCCUGGAGGGAGGACAACUUGGCACUCUAGUUGGCAAGAGAAUGUCUCAUUUGUCGGACACAGUGGGAAGCCCCAUUCAGGAGCCGCAGGAGAAAAUGAUUCCUAGGAGCUGCUUGAGCCCUAGAUCUGGCCCCUUGGCAUCCAGGGAGAGGGCAGAGGAGGAGGUGGAGGUUGUAUCAGGGACCGAUCCGGACAGCAGGGCAUCAGCAGCGCUUCUACACCCCUCACCCCAUCCGGAUCCUCUAUCAGCCAAGGGGCAUCACAGCAGCUCGGACACCGAGUCCGAUUUUUACGAGGAGAUUGAAGUCAGCUGCACCCCGGACUGCACCACAUCCAGCCCAGACUACCAGCACAGCAGAGGUCAGUGCUCUGAGGCCAUGGGUGGCAGUCCUGUGAAUGGAAGUGAUUCAUCAAAGGCAAGUGGUGGAUCUCAGAACUCCCUGUCCUGUUCUGGGGACCAGAUGCGCAGAUACAGAACAGCAUUUACCAGGGAGCAAAUAGCACGUCUGGAGAAAGAGUUCUACAGGGAGAACUAUGUGUCCAGGCCUAGGAGAUGUGAACUGGCAGCAGCCCUUAACCUGCCAGAGACCACUAUCAAGGUUUGGUUUCAGAACAGAAGGAUGAAGGACAAACGUCAGCGUCUGGCAAUGACCUGGCCACAUCCUGCAGAUCCAGCAUUUUAUACUUACAUGAUGAGCCAUGCAGCAGCCACUGGCAACCUACCUUAUCCUUUUCCAUCUCACCUACCUCUUCCUUACUACUCUCACAUGGGUAUUGGUACCACUACAGCCUCAGCUGCCGCCCCCUUUAGCUCCCCACUGAGACCACUAGACACCUUCAGAGUCCUCUCUCAUCCUUAUCCAAGGCCAGAACUGUUAUGUGCCUUUCGGCAUCCUUCUAUUUAUGCCACCCCUGCACAUGGACUUACUGCUGGUGGCACCCCCUGCUCCUGCUUGGCAUGCCACUCCACUUCUUCUAAUGGGCUGGCACAAAGGUCUGCAGCAUCUGACUUUAACUGCUCAUCCUCUUCCAGAUCAGACUCCUUCCUCACUUUCACCCCCUCAGUCCUGAGCAAAUCCACUGUUCCUUUAGACCAGAGAGAGGAAGUGCCACUGACCAGAUAAAACCGAAACAUUCUCCUGCACCCACUUUUUUCCUCAGUGACUUGGCCAUGGGGCCAUGUCUAUGUCUUAAAAUGCUUCUAUUGAGGAGGUGACAUUACAGAACUUCAGGGCAUCACGUUUCUUCUCCAAAUGAAUAAAGAAACCUAUUAUCUAAAAAGAAGAGAAAAGACUAUACUUUUACACGAUGACCAUUUUUUUUUUUAGACAUUGUCACAAUCUUGUUAUGAAAGUGUAAUAUGUGACAACAUGGAGGACUUGUGUAGAUUAGGAUUACCAGUCUGGAAUACUUGAAUGCUAUGAUAACACAGAACAAAAAAGGUCAUUUUGAUAUCAUUUUCAUUCCAAAUGUUUGCUGUGAAAGGGUUAUUUUUCUUUUUUUUCUUUUUCUUCCCCAGCAGUCCACAGUAUUAAAGCAAUCAGCUUCUGCAGUGUAUUCGGGGCCACAGUUAUUGUGGAGGAAAUGUCACAGUCUAUAUAUUUCCUUAUCCACUUAUUUUAUUUGAUAUAUAUAUAUAUUUUUUUGUAUUUUUGUUAGGACCAGACACUGGGCUUUGGAUAUGUCUGGGUUGGGAUGCCAAUGGUUUAUCCUCAGCUGCUGAAAAGUGCACACACUGAUUAAAUUAUCAAGUGAUGUAUAUGGAAGGGGGAUUUUUUUUCUGAAUGUAUAAUAAUUUCCUCAAUGUGCAAACCUUCUGCCAGAUCUUAACAAGCCGCAUAGGGAAAGGAUUAGCCAGAUCUCUAUAGACUGCAGGAACCUCUCUGCAAAUGAGUGCACAUGCAGAACACUGAGGACUUCCUAUCUAAUAAGCCCAUGGACAAAGCUUCAUUUUUCAUGGCUUGUGGGUUUUGCUUUAUUUUUUUUAUUUUUAUAUACUUGAUUUUUUCAGGGAUUUUUUUUUUUUUUUUUUAGUUUACAUGUCCUUUGUUUAUCGUUAUUUAUAUUUGCUUUGGUUGCACACGUAGGCUGCAUUGAAAAUGUCUACCUGGUUGUCCAUCUACUGUUCAGGCUUUAUUGGAAAUCUUUUUUUUCAGAACUAGGUUGGAUAUUUCAUUGCAUUUAAUGUCUUUUGUGAAGAUGAUUUUGACGAGUUCAAAAUAA